This is a messenger RNA of Scleropages formosus (Asian bonytongue), 1998 nucleotides long. RefSeq names its product KISS1 receptor b (gene kiss1rb). Gene Ontology annotation, molecular function: G protein-coupled receptor activity. Lineage: Eukaryota; Metazoa; Chordata; Actinopteri; Osteoglossiformes; Osteoglossidae. Gene Ontology annotation, cellular component: plasma membrane. Gene Ontology annotation, biological process: G protein-coupled receptor signaling pathway. The record is from RefSeq and is a predicted model, not a curated record. The transcript is spliced from 5 exons. Bases 289 to 1410 code for a protein of 373 amino acids.
CGCCUUCUCCUGCCUCCCCCGACUCUUUGUGCGCUGCCACUGCUGCCUUAGCCUCUCUCAAUGAACAAAGUGAGGAACAAUCAGGAGCUUCUUCUGCUCUGAACGCUUUCCCAGGAGAGGGAAGUAGCAGCUGAAGUUCUGGAAGCCUCUGAUUUCCAUCACAAGCGUCUGUGCAGAGGAUGGAUUUACCUUUCACCUCUUUAUUCGGGUUCGCCAGCCGAGCCAUGAGCUAACCGACAGCUCCGAGGGUUGACACGCUUCAUCCGCACAAGCGAUGAGAGGUUGAAAAUGGCACAAACGGGGGACGUCACAGCGGACCGCGCCCCACCUGGGUCCGAACUGUGGAACGCCACGGCUGGCACGCCCUGUCCACCUGAUCAGGGAUUCGGGUGCAAUAGCUCCGCGCUCCUUGAGCCCGAGAGCCCCCCGCUGUUGGUGGACGCCUGGCUCGUGCCCCUCUUCUUUGCCCUGAUUAUGCUGGUGGGGCUGCUGGGAAACUCACUAGUCAUUUAUGUGGUCACCAAGCACCAGCAGAUGAAGACAGUCACCAACUUCUACAUUGCUAACCUGGCAACAACGGACAUCAUAUUCCUGGUGUGCUGUGUACCAUUUACUGCCACCCUCUACCCGCUGCCCAGCUGGGUCUUUGGGGAUUUUAUGUGCAGACUGGUGAACUACAUUCAGCAGGUGACAGUGCAGGCAACCUGCAUAACCUUGUCGGCGAUGAGUGUGGACCGCUGCUAUGUGACGGUGUACCCCCUGCAGUCCCUCCGCCAUCGGACCCCACGCAUGGCCAUGGGCAUCAGCCUGGCCAUUUGGAUAGGCUCUUUUGGCCUGUCAGUGCCAGUAGCCAUGUACCAGAGACUUGAAACUGGAUACUGGUUUGGCCCCCAGACUUACUGCACUGAAUCAUUCCCCUCCGUGAUACAUCAGCAAGCUUUCAUCCUCUACACCUUUGUGGCAGUUUAUCUCCUGCCUCUCCUGACGAUCUGCGCCUGCUAUGCCUUCAUGCUCAAGCGCAUGGGCAGACCUGUCGUGGAGCCCACUGAUAACAACUACCAGGUCCAGCUGGCAGAGCGGUCAGAGGCAGUGCGUGCCAAGAUCUCCAAAAUGGUGGUAGUGAUUGUUGUGCUCUUUACUGUCUGCUGGGGUCCCAUCCAAUUCUUCAUCCUGUACCAGGCUUUCCACCCCAACUUCCGCAAAAGCUAUGCCCUCUACAAGAUCAAGAUCUGGGCUCACUGCAUGUCCUACUCUAACUCCUCUGUUAACCCCGUUGUCUAUGCCUUCAUGGGGGCCAACUUUAGAAAGUCCUUCAAAAAUGCUUUCCCUUUCAUCUUCAAACAGAGGGUGGGCAGUACUGGGGGGGGCAUGGCUAACACCGAGAUGCAGUUUCUUUCAUCUGGCACAUAGAGCUGUGGAAAGGCCAUGGGUCCUCUAUAAAUGUUGAAGGUACAUUUUUAACUACGUGGAUGCUAAGGGAAAACAGCUACGGGCAGAGCGGCUGGAGGCUUCUAAAUUUAACAAAAAAAAAAAAAAAAAAAACACACUUUGUUUAGUAAGUUAUAUACAUUACUCAAAUUAAAUCCAGCAAAAAUCUAGUAAUCGCUUGUGAAAAAUUCCAUGACAAAUCUAAAAUACAAGAGAAUGUAAAUGGAAAGCCAGAAAUGGCAAAUAAUCAGGUAGACAGAAGUUAAGACAACACCUUUUUGAGUUUUGCAUUUGAAUCUGAAUAUGUAGAGUUCCUGUAGAUCACAUACCAUGACAAUGCAGCACAAUACUGAUCUUCAAAAACCCACCCUGAGACCUAUGGUACAAGUAGAUAUCUCCUUUGGAAAUGUUUGCAAGAAACACCCCAAAUAAGCAGCACAUUUUAUGUCAUAAAGACCUUGGUUUUAAUAGGUGCCUAAAUUUGCUGCUCACUUUCAGAGCUACAGUGUAAUCUGGACUGCAGCCCUCCAGCUAAUGGGCCAUUAACACUGCAGCAGGAAGACGUUUUUA